CUCUCUCUCUCUCUCCUCUUUACCGAACUCUGGUUCUAGAGAGAGAGAAACCAUUCUCUCCAUUAAGAGAGAGAAGUUGCAAGGAGCAAAUUGUUUUUUUUUUUUCUUUCUCUCUUAGAGCAAUUCGAAUUGAACUCCAGUUGGUUACACUACUCUGCAUUGAGGGAUAAUGGGUAGCAACGAAGAAGGAAACACCAAGAACUCUGAUAAGCCAUCGCAAGCUGCUCUUGUAACUGAGCAGAGUAAUGUUCAUGUGUAUCAUCAUGACUGGGCCGCUAUGCAGGCAUACUAUGGCCCUAGAGUUGCUAUACCACAAUAUUACAACUCAAAUGUGGCAAAUGGUCAUGCUCCACCUCCUUAUAUGUGGGCGUCUCCAUCGCCAAUGAUGGCUCCUUAUGGGGCACCAUAUCCACCAUUUUGCCCUCCUGGUGGUGUUUAUGCUCACCCUGGUGUUCAAAUGGGCUCACAACCACAAGGUCCUGUUUCUCAAGCACCACCUGGUGUUACAACUCCUUUGGCCAUGGAUGCUCCAGCUAACUCUUCUGGAAACACGGACCAUGGGUUCAUGAAAAAACUGAAAGAGUUCGAUGGACUUGCAAUGUCAAUAAGCAAUAACAAAGUUGGGAGUGCUGAACAUAGCAGCAGUGAACAUAGGAGUUCUCAGAGCUCCGAGAAUGAUGGUUCUAGCAAUGGUAGUGAUGGUAAUACAACUGGGGGAGAACAAUCUAAGAGGAAGCGAAGACGAGAAAGAUCACCAAGCACCGGUGAAAAACAUUCAUCUCAAACCACUCCUCCUCUUAGAGGUGAAAAUGCGAAACCUGAUAUGACCAUGGGGACUCCUGUUAUUCCCACAGCAAUGGAUUUUCAAAACUCUGCUGGCAUAAACGGUAUCCCACAGACAUGGAAUGAAAAAGAGGUUAAACGAGAGAAGAGAAAGCAGUCAAAUCGAGAAUCUGCUCGAAGGUCGAGACUAAGGAAGCAGGCUGAAACUGAACAACUUGCGGUCAAAGUUGACGCACUAGUAGCUGAGAACAUGACUCUGAGGUCAAAAGUAAGCCAGCUAAACGAUGAGUCAGAGAAACUACGGCUGGAGAACGAGGCUUUACUGGAUCAACUGAAAGCGCAAGCAACUGGGAAAACAGAGAACCUCAUCUCUAGAGUUGAUAAGAACAACUCCGUAUCAUCAGGUGGUAAAAAUGUGCAGCAUCAACUGAUAAACGCAAGUCCAAUAUCCGAUCCUGUCGCGGCUAGCUAGCUGAUGGUGACACAAAAAACGAGAACCCGAUAUUUUCAUCUUCCGGGUUGUGAUUGUAACUUAAAAGGAGGCUUUUUGUUUUUUCUUAGAUUUGUAGCUCUCUGCUAUUGUGAGCAGACAUUGAUGUAAUAUAGUAUCGUUUAAGAGGUUCUGUGUGGUCUAGUGUGCUGUGACCAUGCACUUGAUUGGGAAAGGUAGGUUUUAGUCAUAUAAGCGAAUGGAUUAGAGAGAUAAGCGAAGACAUAUUUGAUGGUCUUUCGUUUUGUGUAUUCUUAUUUAUGAGAUUCUAUCAUUACUCUUAUCUAUA
This is a messenger RNA of Capsella rubella, 1562 nucleotides long. Its product is annotated as G-box-binding factor 2. Gene Ontology annotation, biological process: regulation of DNA-templated transcription. The coding region runs from base 170 to 1255 and encodes 361 amino acids. Gene Ontology annotation, cellular component: nucleus. The transcript is spliced from 13 exons. Lineage: Eukaryota; Viridiplantae; Streptophyta; Magnoliopsida; Brassicales; Brassicaceae. Gene Ontology annotation, molecular function: DNA-binding transcription factor activity; sequence-specific DNA binding. The record is from RefSeq and is a predicted model, not a curated record.